Leishmania braziliensis MHOM/BR/75/M2904 is the source of this 2565-nucleotide messenger RNA. RefSeq lists its product as hypothetical. Bases 1 to 2565 code for a protein of 854 amino acids. Gene Ontology annotation, biological process: mitotic G2 DNA damage checkpoint signaling; double-strand break repair via homologous recombination. Gene Ontology annotation, cellular component: Mre11 complex. NCBI's taxonomy places the organism in Eukaryota, Euglenozoa, Kinetoplastea, Trypanosomatida, Trypanosomatidae. The record is from RefSeq and is a predicted model, not a curated record. Gene Ontology annotation, molecular function: damaged DNA binding; protein binding. The transcript has a single exon.
AUGUGGGUCAUUUUCUUCCAGGGCACGCCGCACUUUUGGUUGAUCGGCGGGAAGUCCUACAGAGUCGGCAAGAAGGACUGCCACAUCAUCAUUCAAGAUGACCGCAGCAUCAGCCGCACGCACCUCACCAUCACCGUAGGAUUGCAGUUGUCCACGGGGGCUGGUGGCGCCGGGGAGUGGGCCCCUCAGCCCAUUUCACUGCUCGACUCCUCCACCUACGGCACCACCAUCGUGGCAUGCGGAGAGGAGGCCGACGACGCCGAAACACAUGACACCCCACAUAGCGGGGGUGCUAGCCACGCCGGCAGUGCCGGGGCUGCGUCAUCUCCUACACUGGGGGCAGGUAUUCUUGGGUUGUGCUACGCCCCCGCUGCAACUGCAGCAGCAGCGGCAGCCCGCAAGCGGCAGCGCUCAGGCAUGGCCUCGGGCUGCAGGGCACAGCUUACCCUGCAGCUGACCAAGGAAGUUCCUUUCCAUGUGCCGGUGCAUCGCUCCUCCUGGCACCAGUUUACCAUUCAGCUAGGCCAUCAUAGCACUGCGCUGAGGCUAGUGUGGCUGGACGUGUCGGUCUUGUGCGAGGACGUGGACGUGGGAGUGCAAGCCAAGCUGUUGGAUGGGCUGCGCUGCUGCGGUGUGCGGCAGGAGACCGUCCCUGUCAAUACCCAAGCCGUGAGUGCAACCGAGACGCAAGGCAGCGCUGAGGGACGCGUGUGCAGCGGACUUUCCCUGAGCCAGCGGUCGAUGUUGCUGGGCACACCUUUGGCGACUCCGAUUCCCGCUUGUGUGACCGCCGCAGCCGCGGCUACUGGCGAAACAGCACUCUCCUCAGGCGUUUUACCCUGCUACAGUACGGUGAACUUCUUGGUGACGAGCACUGUGCAGCCCUCGAUCGCGGUCGUUGCGAUGCUCUGCAGGGCCGUGCCCAUCGUCACCCCCGCCUUCUUCGUGGCCAUUUGUGACCGCACCUCGCCGCAGAUUCCGCUCCCCGAUCCGUUGCACUACUUGCCGCCCCUGUCUCCUUGGUGGUGCGACUUCCUGAUGCCUAUGCUGCCGUCCGCCGACGAAUCGCGCCCCUGUGGCAGCGAUGCAGAGGGCGGCGGGGUCUCAGCGGCCGCGUCCACUUUCACAUCUCCCUCCAGCACGGUGACGGCAGUGGCAGGCGAGCCAGCAGCUGCCGCGUCACACCUGCGCUACUUCGCUCCACAGCCGCAGCGCCGACAGCUGUUUAGCGGUGUUACCUUUAUCCUUCUGCAGAGGUCGCUGUACAAAGAGGUGCUAAAUUACCUCGAUAGCACUGGUGCCCGCGUGGUCUGGGAAGAUGGCGGCAUUCCCAGUCUCUCAGCCCCACUCUGCUCGUCCACUUCGUCCUCUCGAGCGGAGCUUGAGGCUCUACAGGCAUUCUUUGUGCGUCAUCAGCGGCAUGUGUUGCUCUUCAACGAGACAGAGCCGCUGCUGCCGUGGCCGGGGUGCGUGAAUGUUGUGCGACACGGCCUGAGCCUCUGCAGUGUCGAGUAUGGCACGCUCAUCGAUGCGAUUGUGACCAUGCGGCCCUUGCCACUGUCAGCGUAUCCGGCCGAUGCGCAGAUGCCUCAGACCAUUGAGGAGGUGGAGGCUCGCGUGGCAGCGGCAACGGCAUUGUUAUCCACCUCGCUCGUCUCCACGGCGCAAGCGGCGGAGGAGGAGCACACGCAAGACGUUGACGAGCAGGAAGGACGCCGGACUGACGCGCAGCCGCUCUUCCCGGAGCUGAGAGGCGGCGGUGGCGGUUCUUCGGGUACGGUGCUCCAGCCCGGUAGCGACGCCGGUGUGGGCUACGGUGAUGUACACGACUCUAGUGUCUACCGACGACCACGCAAGGAGGACAUAGACGGGUGGGUAAGCUUUGGGAGGCCCGCCACCGUCGCGCCAGCGGGCACCGGGCACUCUGUGGACAGCAGGUCCAAUGCGCAUGCCACUGGGCGCACAGUGGAGUUGCACGUGGGGCCCUACUCUUUGCCCCCCUACCCGUGCUUCGAGGAUGCCAACGCUGCCCCUGCCGAUGCGAGCGCAAGUGGCGCCGCCGCUGUCGAAUUCGCACGCGGUGUGAAGCCCUUUGUGAAGCAGGCGCUCCCUCUUGCUGAGCCGCUGGUGGAGCUUGAGCACUGCGCUCGGCGUCAGCUGGCGGUAAGCAUGGUGACAGCUCGCGUGCCCACAGUAGACGCCGAGGGUAUCGUGCCAGAGCACGUGGUGAUGGGCAGCAGCAGCCUGGCGAGUCGUGUUGCGGAGGCGACCAGUGCUACCUUUAAUGUCUUUGACACCGUGGCGCACCAUGCAUCUAGCAGGCGGCGGGGAACGGCUACACGACGGGGAGCACGCGGUGGCGGCGCUUCUGCUGCCGCGGUCAGGGGGCCCGCGGAUCGUUUUCGCAACUGCACGGUACGCGCCGCGCGGUGUCGUCCGGCGGACAGCGCCGUGUCUGUGGAAGAUGACGAGGUCAUCAUGGUGGAGUCUGUCGAGGCAACCGCCCCGCACGGUGGUCGUGGCGAGGACGCGUUUCACAUAUUCGAUGUCGACGGCAUAUUCUGA